AUGUCUUGUCUCCCGUUAUUCGAUGGUCGAAGACUCCAUUGGAGAAAGUUGUCUUUAGGGGUUUGCGGAUUGAGUAUCAUCCUCUCCGAUUUUAUGGUCUAUGUUUCUCAAACUGUACUAGCAAAAGUGGUACAUAUGGUCUUUAGGUUCAAUGAUAGUUAUCAUUUAUGCUGGUUAUAUGAUGAUGAUAAGCAUCUCUUCUCUACCAUCCUCAUCACUCGGAUCCCAUACCAAAUAGCCCUUGAUGCGUUUUAUCGAAGUGAUCUAAUCCCUCUGCUUUGGAUGUUAAAGCAACCUCCUCUCUACUACACAAACAUAGUCCUCCGAGUCUGUGCUGUUUGGGUACUAUGGGCAGUGCUUUUUGCCCCUAUGGACUCCAAAGUCUCGAAUCUCUUCUCAUCGUCUAAGCGUCGUUUGACCAAGACCAACCAUCCGUCCUCUGGUUUAUCCAAAGAUGGCCUAUCGAUUUACCUUGAUCUCUCAUGUGCCAAUGGGCUCCCAAACUCAUGGUUCAUAGCUCUCUUGGAUUUACAAUCGAUGUUCUCUACUUCUAAUCUUAUGGCAUUGGGGAAUGCCUCUAUUAUGGAUUCAGAAUCGAUUCAAGACAACAAUGAUUAUUUGGGUGAAGAGAUUGAAGGAGACGAUGGUCCACCAGUCUCGCCAGUUGGAGGGAAACGAUCAAGAGCAAGUUCUACUUUGCCAGCCAAAGCAAGAAAAAAGCCAGCUCACAGGUCAUUCAUGUGGCAACAUUUUGUUCAGAGGGAUCCGGAUGUUCCACUCAACAAUUGUCUCUACUGUGGCCAAGAGAUAGGGUGUGAUACUGUAAGAAAUGGAACAAAUGCCAUGAAGGCUCACCUUAGUAGGUGCAAGUUGUUUAAGAAGCAUGAGGAGAGUGGUAGUCAGAAAGUGUUGGAUAGUGAUAGUAGUGGAGUUAUGACAGCAGUGAAGUAUGAUAAAGGUCUGUUUAGGAGAUCUGUGAAUGAGAUGAUAGUGCUUAAUGAGCUACCUUUUGCAUUUGUGGAAUCAGAAGGUUUUAGGAGAUUAUGCAGCAACAAUCUCCCCAUGUACACAAUUCAUUGCACGAAGACAGCCACUUCUGAUAUUUAUGGGAUGUUUUUGAGUGAGAAUGCUGCUUUGAAAGAGUUGUUUGGUCACCAAAAGCAGAGAGUGUCGAUGACAACCGACAUAUGGGUCCCUCCAACCACUUCUUGUAGUUACAUGGUGGUCACAGCUCAUUGGAUUGAUCGAUAUUGGAAAUUGCAGAAGAGGAUCAUUAGCUUCAAGCCUGUCACCGAUCACAAAGGAGAUACUAUUUCAUCACACUUGAUUGGAUGUCUCGGAGAAUGGGGAAUUGAGAAAGUCUUCAUGGUGACAGUUGAUAAUGCGAAAGCGAAUGAUAAAGCUUUAAAGUUGUUCAUAGAUGCUUUGGUGAUGAAAGGACAUGAUGCAUUAUUUGCACAUGGGGAUUAUCUUCACAUGAGGUCUUCAGGUGCUAGAUUCAAAUCUUUUCUGUUGAGGGUUGAGACUGGAAAUUGCAGUAGAGGAAGCUUGUGUCUUGAUGUUGCCACUAGGUGGAACUCCACCUAUCUUAUGCUCACAGCUGCAAUCAAGUUCAGAGUUGCGUUUGAGAAGAUGUUGUUGGAAGAUAAAUUGUACAAUGAGUAUUUCAUGGAGAAAGAAGAUAAUGUCGAGGAUGGAGUUGAAGGGGAGAAACGUGUUGGUCCUCCAAAGUUUUCUAAUUGGGAUGAAGUGCAAAGGUUAGUUAAAUUCUUGAGAAUCUUUUUCAAUUGCAUAUUAGCUUUUUCUGCAACAAAAUCAGUGACAUCUUCUAUUGCCUACAAUGAGAUCGUCAUUAUCAAGAAAAACUUGAUCAAUCUAAGCUGCAACUCUGAUUCACUCUUAAAGACCGAAGCAAUGGUGAUGAAGUCCAAGUUUGAGAAUUAUUGGGAUGGUCUUAUCAACAUGAAUCCACUAGUGAUCAUUGCUUCGGUCUUUGAUCCGAGGAGCAAGAUGCAAUUUGCUAGUAUUUGCUUCGACAAGCUUUAUGGGAAGGAUAGUGUCGAAGCUACUCAUCUCAGAUCAUCAAUUAAGAGUGUGAUGAAGAAGCUAUAUGAGGAGUAUGCGUCGAAGCUUAGCUCAACCCCUUCUCAAGGUGAGAGUAGUACUGCUGCCAGAAGUAAUCAUGGAGAAUCAGUAGAUACAAGUGCCAUGUUUGAUUUGUCGGAUGAUGAUUGUUAUGAAAGGAAGGAUUCAUUGUACUCUGACAUGAUUUUGGAUGCAGCAUAUGAAGAAUCUAGUAGUGAGCUUGACAUGUACUUACUGGAGAAACCUGUGCCAAGAACCCAAUAUCAUUUGGGAUUGGAUUACGAUGUUUUAUCAUGGUGGAGGAAGAACAAUUCUAAAUUCCCAAUCUUGGCAGAGUUGGCAAGAGAUGUGCUUGCCAUUCAAGUGUCAUCGGUGGCAUCUGAGUCCUCAUUCAGCACAAGCGGUCGUAUUUUGGACCGUUAUCGAAGUUGCUUGUCACCACACAUGGUAGAAUCCUUAAUUUGCACUCAACAAUGGUUGAGGAAUACCAUUCAUGAGGACAAACUAGCAAAUUUGGUUCAAAUGUUUGAAGAAUUGGAGUUUCACGAGUCAUUAGCUUCAAAGGUUUAUGGACAGCCAUCUGUAGAUUCUUAA
This is a messenger RNA of Camelina sativa (false flax), 2679 nucleotides long. The record is from RefSeq and is a predicted model, not a curated record. Lineage: Eukaryota; Viridiplantae; Streptophyta; Magnoliopsida; Brassicales; Brassicaceae.